AUGUUGGGUUUGAUCCUGUUUUUUCAGUGGAUUUUAACAUCAUCAUCAACUGACUGGUUAUCUGUAAAUAAUAAUAGUCAUGCUGAUUCUCUAGUGGGCAAUAAUAGCACUAGAUCAGAUCAUAUCGAAAACACUUGUUUCAACUUCAAUCCUCAAAGUUGUUCGGGUGUUUGUGGACAGUUUUUUGAGUUAUGGUGUUCAUGUGAUGAAUAUUGUCAGGUAUAUAGACGAUGUUGUUUUGAUUAUGAAGCAGUUUGUAAAGAAGAAUCGGAGAUAUAUCGAAGUCAACACGAGAAUCUGAUGAACGUCUCCACAGAAUGUGAUAGCAAUAUUUCUGGCUACGUCCUGCCACAACAGAUUAUCACAAGCUGCUCUUUAUCCAAUUACUCCCUAACGACAGUCGAACUAUGUAAGUCAGAAACCAGAUCAUCAGCCGUGGUGUCAAAGGUGAUGUCUAACAGAACUGGUUUACACUAUAAAAACAGAUAUUGUAUGUUAUGUAAUGGUGAAAAACCAGAUGAUGUUGUGUAUUGGUCCACUAUGGUAGGAACAACUGACCGUAAAGAUAGGAUUCGGGAUAUUCAGCAUAUUAUAAAUUUCUUUCAGAAUUCUAUACAAAUGAUCCCACCCCCAAAUUCAGAAGAAAUUAUAUGUUUUCCCGAACUUAUAUCAACUUGUGAAAAGUUUGCUUCCCCAGAAGAAUCGCGGUUGUGUAAAGAAAAAGCUUUAUCACCCAUUAGAUACAAGACAAACAUAUAUAAAAAUACAUUCUGUCUUCAAUGUAAUGUUGUAUUAUCACCAAACAACAACUCGUGCUUCAUGGCUACAAAAACAGACAUAUUUUAUGGUCACUAUGAACAAUCUCUCGUUUUCUCCAUUGUUUUAAAUUGGAAGAAUAACAGACAGGCCUCGAUUUCGAUACAUUCUCAUAUGAGUCUCAUUGAAAGUUUAUCUUGUUCGCUUGAUUCCCAGGAUAAUAUACAAACUUGCAAAAUACAGAAAUGUGUUGGCACCUUGCCUGUAGUUAAUGAUACAUGUCUUAUAGGAGAGAAUCAUAUAGGUUGUAUUCGUUACUUCUUCAAAAUGAAUUUCACUAUUCCUAUGGAUAUAAGCUCUGAGCAGGUGCUAGAACAUAUUUCAUCCAAACUUGUACAGGUUGCGACAAAUCUAGAACGUGCUUUCAACGUUACCAAAUACUACAGCCAAAAUGUUGCUUUACAUGAUAUAACUAUUGUCAAUGAUCAUGUCUUUGGUUAUAUUAUUCUUGAUAGGAUGGCUUAUAGUUUGUGCGAUUUAGAUUUUAAAAGUGUAAAACCCGAACGAUAUUUUGAGUAUUUAGAUAACAAUUUGUUUAUUAAUUUAAGAGGAAGUAUUGUCACAUGUCGGUUUACUGUAGCGUGUAUUUCGUGGUGUGAUCACUGGUCUGAGAACGAGUUAAAAUGUUCCAGAUACCAGCGCUCUUUUACAGGUAACUUCUCCGAUAUUGCGUCAUUCAGCACUAAAAUGACACCAAUACAUGUAUUUAUAUUAUUUUUGAUACACUUAUAUGGAAUUGUGGUUGCAGAUUAG
Molecule: messenger RNA, 1569 nt
Organism: Lottia gigantea (owl limpet)
Lineage: Eukaryota; Metazoa; Mollusca; Gastropoda; Lottiidae
Exons: 2
Coding region: 1-1569 (522 amino acids)
Source: RefSeq, a predicted model, not a curated record